UUACAUCAGUGAGAGCCAAUCAUGUUUAAGCAUUAAAGACACCGCCUCUUCUUAGAAGUGAAGGCCGGGCUCGCGUAGUCGGUGACGGGUGACGCUUCCGGGCCACUAGCGUGAGGAGCAUGAGAUAAGAGAAUUGGUUUGGUUGAAGCGCCUUUAAUCAACCGGAAGAAGAAGCGUCCACGCGCCCUCACGGAACCGAGGACGUCGAGUCACACAGUGCAAGAUGUCUUACUCAUCCCGAAGUUCCUCUCGCGCCACCGACUGUAAGGUCUAUGUUGGUGACCUUGGCAAUGGUGCGGCCAAAGGUGAGCUGGAACGAGCCUUCAGUUACUAUGGACCGUUGCGGAGCGUAUGGGUCGCCCGGAACCCUCCAGGUUUCGCCUUCGUAGAGUAUGAGGAUGCCAGAGAUGCAGAGGAUGCCGUAAAGGGGAUGGAUGGAAAGGUGCUUUGUGGAGCCCGUGUCAGAGUUGAGCUGUCUACUGGUAUGUCAAGAAAGUCCCGUUAUGGCCGUCCCAGCCGCAGGCAAUUUGACCCCAACGACCGCUGUUACCAAUGUGGGGAGAGUGGUCAUUAUGCCUAUGACUGUUAUCGUUUCAGCAAGAGGCGAAGCCGACGCAGCAGGUCAACAUCUCGCUCUCGGUCCAGAUCUCGUGGACGGCGCUACCGCUCUCGUAGCCGUAGCAAUGAAAGGAAGUACCGUUCACCUUCAUACUCAAAACGCAGAAGCAGGUCAGGCUCCCCGGCCCGCUCUAGAUCCAGAACCCCUGUGCGCCGCUCACGUUCACCUGUACGCAGGUCAAAAAGCCCUGUCCGAAGGUCCAGUUCCAGGUCGCCUGUCCGUAGAGACAGUCGCUCACGCUCCCGUUCACGGUCUGGUUCCAGACAGAGGGAACGUAGUGUGUCCAGAUCUCGCUCUCGGUCUCGUUCGAUCAGUCACAAGAAAGACGGUCAUUCCAGGUCUGCCAGCCCAAGGAGAAGUCCAACACCGGAUGCUGACUGAUCUGAAUACUGAUGCUUCACCCCUAUUCCCCACCUUUGCCUCAGGGCUAAAAUACAUUUUAUCUUCCCCAUGAUUUCAAUACUGGUUCUACUGUAGCUAGCUACAAAGCUUUUUUUUUUUUUUCUUCUCCCUCCCUCCUUUCACAAUUCAGUGAGAAGCUUCUCCACAUUGUAAAAACGUCACUAUCAUCUCAAGCAGCUCAUGAAUUUUUUUUUUUUUUUCUUUCCUUUUUUACAUAUUCCCAUUUACUUCUAAAAUUUUUUAAGAGCUCCAUUGUUUUAAUUUCAGUGUUGAGCCAGUGUCCUGUGGUCAGUGAUUUGUGGGUAAGGUGGUGAAUGAGCUAUGUUGUGAUUUAGUCAGUGUAUUAUAUGAAUUGAAGAGUACGCUGUGAUUUGUUUGUUUGUAGAAGGUUUUUUUUUUGCAUUGAAAAUGGCAACAAUCUUUUUAAUAAAGUAAAGCUUUACAAACCCAA
Molecule: messenger RNA, 1472 nt
Organism: Ctenopharyngodon idella (grass carp)
Lineage: Eukaryota; Metazoa; Chordata; Actinopteri; Cypriniformes; Xenocyprididae
Gene: srsf7a
Product: serine and arginine rich splicing factor 7a
Exons: 9
Coding region: 224-1000 (258 amino acids)
Molecular function (GO): zinc ion binding; RNA binding
Source: RefSeq, a predicted model, not a curated record